Acanthoscelides obtectus is the source of this 552-nucleotide messenger RNA. Lineage: Eukaryota; Metazoa; Arthropoda; Insecta; Coleoptera; Chrysomelidae. The record is from the annotation of a GenBank genome assembly.
AUGUCGGUAUUCCAAUUGUUGAUAAAACUAAACUACGAUAGUAAUGAUGUUGAAGAUCACCGUCAUGUGCCUACAAUCGCACAUUGCAAAAUAUUCAUAGUUGACAAUGGCAAUAUCAACAUGAAAUUUAGUACAGCUGUCAUAUCAAAAUGCAAAGUACACAAUUAUUGGGAAGAAGAGCGCAAAAGACUAAUAAGUUUAUCUGUAGAAAGUGAGUUUGAGAAGGGCUAAGGGUGCUAAAUGUAUAUAUGCCGUUUGUUUAUGAAUUAUUUCAACCUAGACACCACGCAACGCCUGAUGGUUUGUAUACUAACCAUUGAGCACAUGUGGGAUACAUUAGGAAGAAGGCUUAGGCAGUACUAUGGAGAAUUUCAAACUGUGGCUGCGUUGGAACAGGCGAUGGCAAACGAAUGGGGGCAAAUACCCCAAAACACGAUAGCUAGAGAGGAUGAGAUCUGUUAUCCAAGCCCGGGAAGGAAAUACUCGUUUUUGAUAACAAUUUCUAAUUACCAAUGACAUCAAUGUAAUUUUUUAAAUUAAAUUGUUUAUCGC